Ruditapes philippinarum (Manila clam) is the source of this 4562-nucleotide messenger RNA. RefSeq lists its product as uncharacterized. The coding region runs from base 116 to 1681 and encodes 521 amino acids. The record is from RefSeq and is a predicted model, not a curated record. The transcript has 8 exons. Gene Ontology annotation, cellular component: membrane. Lineage: Eukaryota; Metazoa; Mollusca; Bivalvia; Venerida; Veneridae.
CACGUACUAUAUUUGACCUCUAUAACUAGCCAAGUAUACAAACUUAUUAUUUACAGAUAAUUAUAACUAUAAAUAUUUCAAAACUGUAGAAAACUUCCUAGUAUAAAUUGGCGACAUGGGGAGUAAACACUGUUUUCUUAUUUUUACCUGUUAUGUUAUGUUCUGUGGAUAUGUGGCAGUUGUGAGAGCAGUAUCGAUUGAUUGUACCUUUGAUGAAGGUUUUUGUAGCUGGAAACAAGCUGUAAAUAAUGCCUUUAAUUGGACUUGGGGGCAAGGAUGGAACACAUUAACAAAAAAUAAAAAUACAGACCCAGAUUCUGAUCAUACCCCAGGAGCUGGCGGUUACAUUUACAUUAAGUCAAGCAACAAAAUGGCAAGAAAGAGAGUAAGACUUGUGACUCCAGAGAACAAUGCUGGAACAUAUUGUUUGACUUUCUGGUAUUUUAUUAACGGUCGUGAUACUGACGUCUUCCAAAUAGCAGUAAAAGUCGAUGGCAAGAACAGGUUAAAUCCAAGAUUUAGAAUGACAAAUAAGACAGAAGAAAAGUGGAUUUUUCUUUCAAGAGUGUUUACAGCUUCAGCAACAUUCAGGAUUUUUCUAGACGCAUUUAUUAAAAAUGAUACUCACCAUGAAUAUGGCUACAUAGCAGUUGACGAUGUCAAGAUGUGGCAGAACAAAUGUCCUAAAUAUUGUGACGACCCCACUCCAGCAUUCAGUACAACAAUUGUACGAGAUAUUUGGAUAGGGUCAAUUGUAUUCAUAACCUGUAUAAAAGGGUAUGAAAUAAAUGGAAGCUUCGCUAUUGCUUGUCAAGAAAAUGGAACAUGGAGUGACAGACCAACAUGUCGGCCUGUAGACUGUGGUAUUCCGUCAUUAGAAAAUGGUGCGUUAGAUAAAGCUUCGGGAAAUACUACAUUCAAUACAACAAGAAUAUUAUCAUGUUCUAGAGGUUUUACUAUGAUAGGAAAUAGAUCCGUGACAUGCAUGGCAGACAGUAAAUGGUCCAGUUUGCCUAGUUGCGUCAUAAAAAAAUCUACACCUAGUACUUUAAUUGCUAUUGCUGUCACAGUACCGUUGCUGGUUAUUGGUAUUUUUGUUGUCACAAUAAUUGCUGUAUGUAGGAAAAGAAAGGCGUGUUGUACGACCAAAACCGACGACGAAGAUGAUCAUAAACCCGAUAUUGACCAAUCAGUACACUUCAAAAAUGGCACAGAUAACCUAUGUGAUAUAAAUAUAAAUUCAUCUAUAGCAGAUAAACCACUUCAACAAGACACUGAAUAUGCAGUUAUAACAAAACAGAGUUCAUCUGAAAUGAAAGAGGUUGUUUAUGUUAACACCUUAGAAGAUGAUUUCAGGAAUGAUGUACAACAUGAAUAUGACCAUACAAAUAAAUUCUUUGGCCCGGUUUUAGACAAUACUUAUUCUCACAUACAAGACAAUAAUAAUUACAAGGAAUCAUAUUCUUAUUCAAAUGCUGCAAUGAGUGAAACAGCUGAGAUUGAUGAAUAUAACCAUACUAAAAUUAGCAGGCCAAUGGAAUCAAAGCAAACUAAUGCUGAAUUAAACGAAGAACCAGACCAGGAAUCAAAUUAUGAUCACGCUAAAGCGGGUGGUUGUGAUCCCUAUAUUCCAGAUCUUGAUGAAUAUUCCCACCUAAAUUUGACAACCACAGGCCAUUAAGGUCUGGCAAAAGUUGAUCAUUGCAUACUAGAUAAGUAAGAUAAUUUAUAUGAUACAGAAGACGGUCUACUUGACACUAUUUUGUUUUGAAAGCAGAAGUUUCCUAAAAGCAAACAACACAGUUAUUUUAUUUUUGAAAAGAAAUAAGUGUAAAUGAGAAUAAAACCGUCCACUAAAUUGUUGACUUAAAACUUAUGUACGUAAUAUUUUACUUACCUUAUUUAAAAAAUAAAUUCAAAAAGGUACAAUUUGAAUUAAAUAGACAUCGUUUAUGUGAUAUCUGCAUGUCACGUUGUAGAUACGAAAUAUAAAGGAAGUAAGGAGAUCUAGGUCGAAAAAUAAUCAUACUUUUCCUUAUUAUUGAGUUCAAAAUUUAAAUUAUUCAGAACAAUCACGAUCAUUGGUUUUAAUACGAAAAGACGAGCAAGUUGAAAACUAAAUAUAAAUUCUAGCCAUAGUCAAAGAUUGAUCAUUUUGAGGUGUACGUGCUAAACAUUCCACGUUGGGAACGAUUACCGUGCGAACCGGAAAAUACCUACAUUUAAUUUGUCUAAUUUGCUUAAUUGUAUCUAACCUUUUUUUCUUUUCACUACCCUCCAUACAUCUUUACAUUUUGCUUUAUAAAAUAAAUGGUUAAUUUAUCAAUAACGGUGUUCCGUAAGAGCCAGCGCGUGUCUCUUUGAACGAAAAGCGCAAAACAUGACAGUAUGACAAUAUGACAGUACGAUGGUGACGUUACGACAGUACGAUGGUGACACUACGACAGCACGACGGACUGUAAUGUCUCCAUUGUACUGUCGGACUGUCACGUAGUGUCAUCAUCGUACUUUCGCCUUCCUGUUUUGCAUGCGCAUAAUAAAAGAAAAACACGGAAGAAAGCGUUGACAAUGUCGUAAAGUCUCAUUUUAACAAUGGCUAACAUACACGUUAAUUCUUGUACUGAUGAGUGUUGUUUGAAAUUGAAGUUGAAGAAAAUACUAUAUUUUACAAAUAAAUCAAAAACAAAAUAUCUAGACUAGGCCUAUCUGUUGGAAGACACAGGCGUUCAUUUUUAUCAUUAAGUUCUAUUUAUGUAGAUAGAUUUUGAUUCUGUUAUCUUUCGAUUUUCUUAAUAGGUGAUCUUUGAUAGAGUAAAGAUUAUUUUAAUAAAACACCGGCAUAAGCUCUUAGUUUUGCUAGCCAUGUUCAGUGAAAUGUUUGCGCAUGCUCGACAGGAAGGCGACAGUAUUAUGGUGACAAUACGACAGUGCGAUGGUGACAGUAUGACAAUACGAUGAUGACAGUACGAUGGUGACAAUACGACAGUACGAUGGUGACAGUACGACAAUUUAUGGUAACAGUACGGCUGUACGAUGGUGACAGUACGAUGGUGACAGUAUGAUGGUGACAGUACGACAGUACUGUGGUAAAAGUACGACAGUACGAUGGUGACAGUACAAUUGUGACAAUACGGCAGUACGAUGGUGACAAUACGGCAGUAUGAUGGUUACAGUACGAUGGUGACAGUACGGCAGUACGAUGGUGACAAUACAGCAGUAUGAUAGUGACAGUACGACAUGCGAUGGUAACAGUACGGCAGUACGAUGGUGACAGUACAAUUGUGACAAUACGGCAGUACAAUUGUGACAAUACGGCACUACGAUGGUGACAAUACGGCAGUACGAUGGUGACAAUACGGCAGUACGAUUGUAACAGUACGGCAGUACGAUGGUGACAGUACGACAGUACGAUGGUGACUGUACGGCAGUACAAUGGUAACAGUACGACAGUUCGAUGGUUACAGUACGACAGUACGAUAAUGACAGUACGGCAGUUCAAUGGUGACAAUACAGCAGUACAAUGGUGUCAUCGUACUGUCACCAUCGUACUAUUGUACUGUCACCAUCGUACUAUCGUACUGUCACCAAAGUAGUGUCAUGUUGUGUUUCGCUCUUUCCGUUUUCAGUGAAAACGCACUGGCCCUAACUGAAUAUCGUAAUCAAUUGUCGAGAACGAGACUGGAAUAUUAUGCAAAACCUUAAAAAGUAUGAUAAAUGAGAUAAAAAACAAGCAGCUUCCUUUCACUUUUUAUAAGGAAUAAAGCUUUUGAUUUCUUUUAUAUAUUUGAAAUUUAAAUUGAAAAUGUUUGCAUGAAUACACGAUCAUUCUCUAUCUAUCGUUCGAUCUGGUGACUGAUUUAAUACAGUCCACGUGAAGCAUGUAAUUAAUUAAACUUGAAAGUGAUGUAUAACUUUACAUACACAUCUAUUUCUUCUACCUCCUUUCUUUAUUGAAGAAGAUUAAAAUAAUCAUGAACGUGAUAAACGUUACAUAUCUUGAAAUUAAAUAUUUAUUUUACGGAAAUCUUCGUGAACCCCUCGCACAACGAAAACUGUGAGGCGGUACACUGGUCAAAGUUUGUCCGUCAGUCCGGCCGUCUGACAUUCUGAGUGCGUUCUUCUACAAAACCGAUCAAGCAUUUAAAUAGAAAUAAUUGUCACUUGCUUGUGACGUUUUAAAUUUGAUUUUGACUCCUCGUUGACAUUAAACUUUAAGGUUUUUACCUUGAAAUUUGGCUGAGGUUGGCUAUGAUUGGCUAUAGUAUCAUCAUUAAUUGAUAUACUCGUAUCUUAUUCGUACUUGAAUAUAAAAAAUAAUUUAGAAAAUACCUAGCGCAGAUAUAUAUCCUUUCACGUUUGUCUGGAUAUCUGUCCGUCUGUCCGACCUUACUUUUGGAUACUUAUGUGGCUAGAAAACUGUGAUGUCAUUCAUUUCAUAAAGCUUUAAGUUAAUUUUGGUAAUUAAAAUCAAUAUUGAAAUGUAAAAUAACAGUAAAAAUACAAAAUGCACUGAUCAUAUAAAGUGAAAUAAUAAAGACGAAACUCCAUCACGAAAAAGAAUU